This is a messenger RNA of Salpingoeca rosetta, 2031 nucleotides long. RefSeq lists its product as uncharacterized. The record is from RefSeq and is a predicted model, not a curated record. Gene Ontology annotation, biological process: 7-methylguanosine mRNA capping. Bases 152 to 1627 code for a protein of 491 amino acids. The transcript is spliced from 12 exons. NCBI's taxonomy places the organism in Eukaryota, Choanoflagellata, Craspedida, Salpingoecidae. Gene Ontology annotation, molecular function: methyltransferase cap1 activity; protein binding.
CCAUCUUCUCCUGCUUCGUUCUUGCACACACACACAAAACUCCAACACCCAAUAUCACCCAGAACCCUGCUUGCUGUUGUUUUCAGUGAGGAGCAGUAGUGUGACACAUCAAGCGAGAGCUCGAGCACAGUGCACAACAGACGACUCGGGGAUGAGCCUGCGCGACCCGACUGCACCGCCGGCGUGCACUGCACCGUGGCGGGCAGUGUGGUCCAGGUCCCGUGCACGCUGGUACUUUCAGAACACCGAGACAAAGGAAACCACAUGGACACUCCCGCCAGCCGCUGCACGUCAAGCACAGAGCGCUGGUGGAGAUGAGCAGCAGGAGGGACACGACCAGCGGUGGUCUCACAAGCCAGAGUUUGCUGAUGUCGCUUCCAACCCUCAUCUGCAGCAGGUGAUUGCCAAUGAAGGCUACGAGAGCGUGGACAACCUUCCGUUCACUCGCACACUGCGUGGUGACCACCCCGUGGCCCCGUACCGUCGUCGAAAAGACGAAACCAAAUCAGUGAUCCACUGGGGCCAGCGGGAGGCGCUCAUCUUGGCCAUUGAGUUCCUGACGGAGCACUGGCAGCCUGGCCACCCGAUUGUGUACUCUGGUAUCCUCUCUGUCGGCUGCGCUCGCGUCCUCUCAGAACUCUUUCCAGAUGCCAAGGUGUACGUGUUUGAUGAGACGACCCGCCUCGAACCAAACGACUUCAACUUCACGACCGUCAAGGCGCCGCUGGACGCAAGCAAGGCCGAGCAGUUUGUCGGGCAGCAGGUGCUCUACAUCUCCGAGAUCAAAACAACAAAACUCGGCAUGUCAAACCAGGAUGCGAAUCUGGCACUGCUGGAUGACAUUGAGCAGCAGAUGGCGAUGCACAAUCUCAUGCAACCGCACAAGAGCAUGCUCAAGUUUCGGCUCCCCUGGGAGGACGGCAGCACCGACUACCUUGACGGCGAGCUGCGCUUCCCCGUGUGGGGUGCAGUGACGACAACAGAGACCCGGCUCAUCCCAGGAUCAGGCUUCUCAUCCUACGACCAUCGCAGAUAUGAAAAGCAGAUGUUCUACUUCAACACGCACCGCCGCGUCGCACGCUACCACCACCCACUCAUUGGAACAGAAGGCCUUGAUCACUGCUACGACUGCAAGGCCGAAGCAGAGAUUCUGCUUGCGUUUUGCAGGAAGCACCGCCACCUCGAUGGCGACGACGCUGUCAGGGCUGCUGCCCGCCUCUCCGUCAGGAUUUCGCGCUCGCUCGGAUCACGAACGCUGCAGGAUCCAAAUCCAGACCCGGACGCGCUCAGAGAAAAGAUCCAACGGGACAAGGCCCGCAAGCGAACGCACCAGCAAGCUGAUUCCGCGUCAUCGUCGGCACCAGCAACGAAACGGCCGCCACCAACGGCUUCACAUCAGCACCACGACCACCAAUACCACCAUCACCAAUACCACAACCACGACCACCAAUACCAAGACCACGACCACGACCACCAAUACCAUCACCAACAGGCGCAGCCGUCUGAUGCCGCGUACGCCCAAAGCGACGAAGGCCAGCCAAGUGACGCGUAUCACGACCACCACGACCACCACGACAACCAUGACCACCAUAACGACGACGAUGAUGAUUAUGCGCAACAAGGAUGAGGGUGGCUUCAACACGAUCAUGUUCAAACACACAGGGGACACCAGCACGAGCAGAACGUGACGUGUCGUCCUUGGCAGGCUUGCCAUUGUCACCACCACCGCUACCGUCACCAUCACCAUCACCAUCACACCAUCAACACCACCGCCACCAUCGCUACACCCACGUUGACUGUAUGUGUGUUGGUCUAUUGAUGUUGUCUACAAAAUCAGAUGCCUAACCCUAUGCUGCGAGUGUAGCAACUCACUCGCAGUGUGUGUUUGGGUGUGCAAACCCUGCCACAUGUUGCUACGCGUUUUGUUUCGUUGCACCUUGUCUGUCACGAUGCUGCUGCCCGCUCAGCAAUCCGCGCUUGAUUCAGCGUUCGCAUUCUGCCAUUAACAACCAACAAACCAACCAAGCCAGG